AUGGAAGCUUCAAAACCCAUACAAUAUCCAUUCAUGUUUGAAUGCUACCAAUUUUUUAUUUUAUCAAUCGUAAAAGCCCUUAAUGUUUUCACCUUCAACCGUAUAAAUACCUCGUUCACCCUUUUCGGCUCCUCAUUGCUUUUCGCUAUAUCUAUCUUUAACAAGAAAAUUGGGAAACAGGAAAGUUUAGUUGGUAAAAACGUUGUUUUACUCAAAAUGAUGUUCGGAAAUGCUGAGGUUAUGCCUGAUUUUGCCCUUCUUGAAUAUAUUCGACGCCACUUGCUCGACGACUUUGAUUCUCCGGUGGCGUCAGUAACAGACUACAAUUAUUCGCCGGAUUCCAACUUCAGUGGAGGCUCCGGGUGGUCGUCUCCGGUGGAUGAGACACCCACUUCCGUGGUCAAGGAAGAACCGGAGAUGGCGUUCUAUGAUUUUCCGGCGAUUCUUGAUUUUACGCCGGUGCCUCCUCCGGCGGUGGAGGUAGCUCGGCCAGCAGCCGUUGAGAAGCACUUCAGGGGUGUGAGGAGGCGGCCGUGGGGGAAGUUUGCGGCGGAGAUAAGGGACCCAGCCAAGAAUGGGGCCCGGGUGUGGCUGGGGACAUACGAGACGGCGGAGGAUGCGGCGGUGGCCUACGACAGGGCGGCGUACCGCAUGCGCGGGGCACGUGCCUUGCUGAAUUUUCCGCAUAGAAUCAACUCGGAUGAACCGGAGCCAGUUAGAAUCAGAAGCAAGAAGAGAUUCGCUUCAAUGGAUUCUUCAUCCUCCUCCACAUCAUCGGAAAAUGUCUCAUCUAAGAGGAGGAAGACGGCGGCUUAAGCAAAAAGAAUUCAUUAAUUUUUUUUUUUGUUUAAUUUGUUAUUUAUUAUUUUUAGCUUUGUUGAUUUGUAGUUGUUGAAUGAACUAAUCAAAAUUGCAUUGGUUUCUUCACAACA
Messenger RNA from Ipomoea nil (Japanese morning glory), 932 nucleotides. Its product is annotated as ethylene-responsive transcription factor 2-like. NCBI's taxonomy places the organism in Eukaryota, Viridiplantae, Streptophyta, Magnoliopsida, Solanales, Convolvulaceae. Gene Ontology annotation, molecular function: DNA-binding transcription factor activity; DNA binding. Gene Ontology annotation, biological process: ethylene-activated signaling pathway; regulation of DNA-templated transcription. The transcript has a single exon. The coding region runs from base 1 to 816 and encodes 271 amino acids. The record is from RefSeq and is a predicted model, not a curated record.